CCCCGCGGCAUGUGCCACUGCCUCCACCGCCCGUGGGAGGAGGGAGGGACGGGUGGCGGCGGCGGCCCCCGGCAGCGCCGGGCGCCCGCGUGUCGCGAUGAAUCUGCACCAGGUGCUGACGGGAGCCGUGAACCCCGGGGACAACUGCUUCUCCGUGGGGAGCUUGCACGAUCAGCCCUUCACGGCAUACGCAUCAGGAUGCGAUAUCGUUGUAUUAGGGACUGACUUUGAAAGAUUACAGAUAAUCCCAGGUGCAAAACAUGGAAACAUUCAAGUGGGAUGUGUGGACUGUUCAGUGCAACAGGGAAAGAUUGCAGCUUCGUAUGGAAAUGUGGUUUGUAUCUUUGAGCCAAUUAGUCUCUUGAAGCAGAGCAGCAGACAUCAUAACCAAUUGCAUUAUCAGUGGCAGAAGAAUGCUCAAAUCUUACUGGAUGGUAUAGCACAUAAUUUAACAUGGGAUCCCACAGGCACUCGUCUUUUGUCCAGUUGUUCCAGUUGUCUUCAGCUUUGGUCCAAUGUUCCUUUGGAGAACUUGCCUGACAACGAGAGCACUGACAGAACAGAUGUUGGCGAAUGGAGGUGUAUCUGGCAAUGCAAUACUGCUUCUCAAGUUUGUUUAAUGAAAUUCUCGCCAGAUGGGGAGUUUUUUGCUACUGCUGGAAAGGACGAUUGUCUUGUGAAAGUGUGGUACAAUACAGACAACUGGCGAUCAGCUGUAACACCACCGGGAGCGAGUCCAGGAAAACAAGCACAAGAAGUUGAUUUUUCAUUUGUUUAUUUGGCCCAUCCUCGAUCAGUAAAUUCAUUUUCAUGGAGGAAGACAAGCAAAUUCAUGCCGCGUGGUGCUGUCUGCAACGUACUCCUGACUUGCUGUAAGGAUAACGUUUGUCGUCUCUGGGCAGAGACUUUGUUACCAAGUGAUAGUCUGCUGUAUGAUGGAGGGUAUAACAAUUGGACUGAAGCAGUGAACUUCACAAAUAGUUUCAAGAGAAAUACUUCAAGUAAGGAACGAAUGCAAAAUGCAUUAGAGUUAAAUCUGAGGCACUUUCGACGAGGAAGGAGGAGGUCAGGUGCUGUUGUUGCACAUACUGGAUACUCUCCACAUCAGCAAGAUCCUCAUGAAGUUCACAGGAACAUUCUUCCUCAUGCAAAUGCACUCUGUCACUUCCAUAUUGCUGCCAGCAUCAAUCCAGCAACAGAUAUUCCUCUACUCCCUUCUAUCACAUCUUUGAGUCUUGGUGAAAAUGAAGAAAAAAGUGGACCCUUCGUAGUGCACUGGCUGAACAAUAAAGAACUGCAUUUUACCUUAUCCAUGGAAGUAUUUUUGCAGCAACUUAAAAAGAAUUUUGAACAUCAUUCUCCUGAGACAAAUACGGAGGAAUCCAAUCCAAUGGAUGUAAGAUCGGAAGAAGAAAUUAAUGAAAAUGGAGAUGAACAGAAAGGAAACGAAGAGAAGAAGGUACUGGGUGAUGAAAAGACUACUCCAGCAUCAAGCCUUGUUCCUUCAUCUUCUGCUGUUGUAGAUCAUGAAGUUGAAGUAUUGCUUUCUGAAUGGAGUAAAAAUGCUGAUAUGCUGUUCAGUAUACAUCCUAUGGAUGGUUCACUGCUAGUGUGGCAUGUAGACUGGCUGGAUGAAUACCAACCUGGAAUGUUUCGACAGGUGCAGGUGUCUUUUGUUUCAAGGAUUCCUGUUGCAUUCCCAACGGGUGAUGCAAACUCUCUUUGCAGAAGUAUAGUGAUGUAUGCAUGUACCAAAAAUGUUGACUUGGCUAUUCAACAAGGCAAACAAAAGCCUCCUGGCCUUACACGAUCUUCAUCUAUGCUUAUCUCUUCUGGACACAGUAAAUCAACCAACAGUUUAAAACUGAGUAUUUUCACACCCAAUGUUAUGAUGAUUUCCAAACAUGCAGAUGGGUCUUUGAACCAAUGGCUAGUGAGUUUUGCUGAAGAAUCUGCCUUUUCAACUGUGCUUAGUAUUUCACAUAAAUCAAGAUACUGUGGUCACCGUUUUCAUCUUAAUGACUUGGCUUGCCAUUCAGUAUUACCACUGCUGCUUACAACUUCACAUCACAAUGCUCUAAGUUCACCAGAUGUUGAGAAUGCAAAACAGGCAAAUGAUUCUUUAAAUUCUAAGGAGUCAACAGUAAGACUUCAGGGUAGAGGCAGUGCAAAUGUAACAUCCCAGGAUCCCAAUGCAGUUUACAGUGAACUUAUUCUUUGGAGAGUUGAUCCUGUUGGACCGUUGUCCUUUUCUGGUGGAGUUUCUGAGCUUGCUCGGAUCAAUUCUCUCCAUGUUUCAGCUUUUUCUAAUGUUGCAUGGCUGCCCACUCUUAUACCCAGCUAUUGCCUUGGUGCAUACUGUAAUUCUCCAAGUGCCUGCUUUGUGGCUAGUGAUGGACAGCAUUUGAGAUUAUAUCAAGCUGUAAUAGAUGCUAAAAAACUUCUGUGUGAGCAAUCCAAUCCAGAGAUUUCUAAAUACGUUGGUGAAGUUUUCAACAUCAUAAGUCAGCAAUCUACUGCACGUCCGGGAUGUAUCAUUGAAUUGGAUGCUAUCACAGAGCUUCAUGGCAGGAAAACACAGUUAUUCCAUGUUUUUCAAGAAGACUUCAUUUUAAAUAACCAAGAGAAAGAAACACCUGAUAAGAAGAAUAAUGUAGUGGAUUCUGGAAAACAGCAGAAUGGAUUUUCUGAAAAAUUCUACUUAAUAGUAAUAGAGUAUACUCAAAGCCGUUCAUUACUGCACAUGUGGCAUUUACAUUUGAAGUCAAUUCCAGUCUCAGUAGAUGAAAAGAUAGACUCAAGUACUCCUGACACAGCAACACAAACAGAAGAGUUGUAUUCUUCACCAGAUCCAGAGAAGAUCCAGUCACCUUUCACACAAAAGUAUCAGGCCUGUAGAGCAAACCUUCAGAGCACCAGCUGGCUCACUCUGUCUUCAAAAAUGGUGUAUAGUCAACAGCUGAGUUUGCCAGAAGGAGUGGAGAUAAUAAGUGUUAAGCCUUCAGCAGGGCAUCUGAGCAGUUCUUCCAUAUACCCCGUUUGUCGUGCACCCUAUCUGCUGGCUACUUCAUGCACAGAUGGAAAAGUUCGAUUCUGGAGAUGCAGGGUGACCAAUGAAUCGUCAGUUUCUUCCAUGCCAGAAUCUAAUGUACACAGUGAUGUAACAUACAUCUGGGAAGAAUGGCCGUUACUGAUUGAGGAUGGACUUCUUAGUAGUAGUGCUAUUAGUGUUCCAGGAAGCCCAACUGAAGUUAGUUGUGCACACACAAACCGAUUAGCUGUAGCAUACAAGCAGGUAACAUCUAAAAACAACCACCUUUCUCAAGACUUUGUUAUGCAUGUUAGUAUUUUUGAAUGUGAAUCUACAGGGGGUUCUUCGUGGGUUCUUGAGCAGACUCUUCAUUUAGAUGAGAUAGGCACUAUGUUAGACUCUGCUGUUAGUAUUGAUAGUAAUUUAGUGGCAUAUAACAGACAGGAAGUUUCUCUCUCAUGUGGUAAUGUUAUUCCUAGUACUAAGCACUUAGUACACUUAGACUGGAUGUCUAGGGAGGAUGGUUCACAUAUUCUAACAGUGGGAAUUGGAUCAAAACUUUAUAUGUUUGGCCAGCUGUCUGGAAAAAUGCAAGAACAAAUUGGUAAGGAGGCUGUAGCAAUCUCCCAUAUUGGCAGUACUACUACAAAGGCUGCAAAUUUUUCUAGGUUUGUUCUGCUGCGUUCUGUUGACUUGGUUUCUUCUGUAGAGGGAUCACCUCCUUUUCCAGUCUCCCUGUCUUGGGUGCGUGAUGGCAUUCUUGUAGUUGGAAUGGACUGUGAAAUGCAUGUUUAUUCUCAAUGGCAACCUCCUGCCAAGCAGGGUCCUGUUAGUACAGAUUCCUGCAGUAUGCCAAGUAUAACUAGCUUAAUGAAAGAAAGCCAGUCAGCUGCCUCAGGUCUGCCUCCACCAAAGCGAACCAUGACCAGAUCUAUGACCAGCCUUGCACAGAAACUUAGUGGGAAAAGAUCUGCCUGUGAUCUGUCUGCAGAAAUGGAAGACUCUGGUCUUUUUGAAGCAGCUCAUAUGUUAUCUCCCACUUUACCUCAGUACCAUCCACACCAACUGUUAGAACUCAUGGAUCUUGGUAAAGUACGUAGAACAAAAGCCAUUCUGUCCCAUCUAGUGAAGUGCAUUGCUGGAGAAGUUGUUGCUGUUAAUGAAUCUGAACCUAAUCAUGAUAGGAGACUUAGAUCUCUGACCAUCAGUGCUAGUGGAAGUACUUCACGAGAUCCCAAAACGUUCAGCAAAAUGGAGACUACAGACUAUAUUGAAAUAGACUCUGUUCCACCAUUACCGCUGUAUGCUCUGCUUGCUGCAGAUGACGAUUCCUCUCAUUCCUGUUCAGAAAAGUCUCAUAGUCAAAAUAGUCAAAGUGAUAUGCCCAAGGACAAUUACGAAGAUCUCUUUCAAAAUUCUGUUAUAAGUACAGAUGAACUUGUAACGUUUGAUGCAGAGGAAGACAGUGUGAAACCGAAAGUAAUUGAUCUUUCGCAAUUUAGCCCAACUUACUUUGGACCUGAGCAUGCCCAAGUUCUUUCUCGUCACUUGCUUCAUUCAAGCUUGCCAGGUCUGACUAGGAUGGAACAGAUGUCAUUGAUGGCCUUGGCAGAUACUAUUGCUACUACUAGUACUGACAUUGGAGAAAGCAGGGACAGAAGCCAGGGUGGAGAAACUCUUGAUGAGUGCGGUUUAAAAUUUUUAUUAGCUGUUCGACUUCACACAUUUCUAACAACUUCGCUUCCUCCUGUACAUCGAGCUCAGCUGCUUCACCAAGGUUUAUCUACCAGUCAUUUUGCCUGGGCAUUUCAUUCAGUAGCGGAAGAAGAACUACUGAGCAUGCUCCCUGCAAUGCAGAAAGGGGAUCCAACGUGGUCAGAACUCAGAGCUAUGGGUAUAGGAUGGUGGGUUCGAAAUAUCCAUAGCUUGCGGAAAUGCAUAGAAAAGGUAGCCAAAGCAGCCUUUCAACGAAACAAUGAUCCACUUGACGCAGCCAUUUUUUACCUUGCAAUGAAAAAGAAGGCUGUGAUCUGGGGAUUGUAUAGAUCCCAAAAAGACACCAAAAUGACGCAGUUUUUUGGAAACAACUUCUCUGAGGACAGAUGGCGUAAAGCAGCAUUAAAAAAUGCUUUCUCUUUGCUUGGCAAACAGCGUUUUGAACAUUCUGCAGCAUUUUUCUUGCUGGCAGGACACUUAAAAGAUGCAGUGGAGGUCUGUCUUGAAAAACUGAAUGACAUUCAAUUGGCUCUUGUAAUUUCAAGACUUUAUGAGUCAGAAUUUGAAGUAUCUAGUACUUAUAAAUCUGUACUACAGAAGAGAAUUUUGGGAAGUGUGUUUUCUGGAAAGGAGAGCACAGGAAACAUGUACAAUGAUCCUUUUCUGAGAAGUAUGGGUUACUGGAUUUUGGAAGACUACAGCAAGGCUCUUGACACUUUGAUUAAACAUUCUUUUGAAGAUGAAGGAGAUGUAGGAGAUGGCUCAGCAAGCUGUAAUCCUGCAGUGUUUAACUUUUACAACUACUUAAGAACACAUCCUCUCCUUCUGAGACGUCAUUUUGGCUCUUCUGAUGCCUCUUCCACACACAUGUGCCUAACAGUGGAAAAUGGAUUAGCUGACAAAAUCAACCUAGAUGAAAGGCGACUUUUCUUCACCACUGCAUAUGCUCAUUUAAAAGCUGGUUGUCCUAUGUUGGCCUUAGAAGUGUUAUCAAAGAUGCCCAAGGUUGUCAAGAGGUCAAAGCCAUUCUGUAGAUCCCCCAGCUUAAUGGAUACUAGUAAAGAUUUCUCACCGUCUUCUCCUCUUAAAGAGUUGGAAAUAAAAGAUGAGUCUUCCAGUAUUGAUUGGUCACAGCCAGCUUUGAAUGAUCUAGGGUCAUCUUCAGACUGCUCAUCAGGAAAACAUUCGAGUUCAACUCUUUCAUUUGACUGGAGCCAACCAAAUAUAGUAUUCCAAGACGACGAAGGCUUGAAGCUACAGUUGGACAGUGAUGAAGGUGAUGAGAAUGAAGAUUCUUCCCUGGUAAUGAAAGAACUAAAACCUCUGAAGAAAAAUGAAAAGUCCUAUGAAACAAGUUCUAGCUACACGGAAUCUUUUAGUGUAGUUGAUGAAAAAGAUAUUCUAAGUCCAUCAGAAGAUAUAAUUUCUGCACAGCUGAAGUUUAGAGCAUGCCUGAAAAUUCUUACGGUUGAGCUUCGUACGUUGUCCACUGGUUGUGAGGUAGAUGGUGGAAAAUUGAGGUAUCAGCUUUAUCAGUGGCUUGAAAGGGAAGUGAUAGCUCUUCAAAAAACCUGUGAUUAUAGUGUUGAAAUAGAUGAAAUGCAGUCUGGAAUUAGCAUGAUGCCAGAGGAAGCUGCAUUACAUGGAAACACUGUAGACUUGACUGACCAGCAAAAAAACAUGCUGCAGAAAGGAAACUUUCAGAAAAGACGUCAGUGGCUUCUGAAAUACCAGUCUCUCCUACGAAUGUUCCUUAGUUACUGUGUUCUCCAUGGCUCUCACGGUGGUGGUUUGGCAUCUGUCAGAAUGGAGUUAAUUCUGCUGUUGCAGGAAUCUCAGCAGGAACAGUCAAUACAGAUACCAUCCAGCCCUGUUCUAGAGCAAAGCUCCGUACCUCUCCUGUUUGCUUGCACAGCUAGUGCCAAAACAGUGGUGGCUAAUCCACUGUUACAUCUUGGCAACUUGACUCAUGAUAUCUUACAUGCCAUAAUAAACCUUGAUUCACCGCCUCAUCCAGAUACACAGAAUAAUAAGAUAUAUGUAAUGCAUAACUUAGCAGCAUCACUUUCGGCUUGCAUCUACCAAUGUCUUUGUGAUGGCCACAGUUACAGCUCAUUUCAAGCAAAUCAGUUUACUGGGACAGUUUAUCAGACAGUGCUGUUAACUCAGCGCAAUUCUCUAAGGUCAACGUUGGAAGAAACAGUGACUCCCAAUACACCACCAGCUCAGUGGCCAGGAAUAACAGCUCUAGUACGUCUCUUGAAUUCUGCUGGUGAGGAAGCUCAGCCAGGACUCACAGUCUUACUUUGUGAAAUUCUAACUGCAGUUUAUCUGAGUCUCUUCAUCCAUGGCCUAGCAACACAUUCCAGCAGUGAGUUGUAUAGAAUUAUGACUCAUCCACUUAACAACAAAAUGUGGUCUGCAAUCUUUGGAGGAGGAGCUCAUACACCUGUCAAAGGACAGCAGCAACUGAAGACAAAAACUGGUAGGCACUUCCCAAUGCCUAGCCCACAUCAGGUAGUAGUGUUCUCCAUGGAAUGCGUGGGGUUUUCGAAAUCCCUUACUACCUUCAGUACUCAUAGUCCUACCAAGUCUGCAGAUGAUGGAGAGAAACAGCAAAAAUGUUUCAAGCUUUCAUCAACAACCUCUCCGAAAGAGAGUUCUCGGGCAGCUGCCGUGCCAUGGUUAGACCAAGAAUCUCCAUCUUACAAAGAAAGAUUUAUUCCUCCUGAGCUUAGUAUUUGGGAUUAUUUCAUUGCCAAGCCUUUUCUUCCAUCACAAAGUAGAGUGGAGUAUGACUCAGAAGAGAGUCAAGAAAGUGGUGAAGAUGAUGAUGAUAUUGAUGGAGACGCGUUUGCAGCAAAUUCAAAUAAUCAAGAGCAUUUGAAUGCUAAUUCAUACAGUUGGUCACUGAUGCGAUUGGCAAUGGUUCAACUGGUACUUAACAACUUGAAGAUUUUCUACCCUUUGGCUGGACACGAUCUUUCAGAGCUUCCAGUUAGCUCACCAGUAUGCCAUGCAGUUCUGAAAACACUACAGCGCUGGGAACAAGUUCUUCUCCGACGCCUUGAGCUAUAUGGUGGUCCACCUCAACAUUAUAUUUCAGUUCAUGCUUCUGAGGAUGCCCUAGCUGCUGGUCCUGCAUUGCUUCGCCAUAAAACUUUGCUUGAGCCUGCAAACACUCCAUUCAGAUCUAACAGUCAUGUUGCCUUGUCUGUGAAGAGGCUCUGGCAGUACUUGGUUAAACAGGAAGAAGUCCAGGAAACCUUUAUCAGAAAUAUUUUUACAAAGAGGCGAUGCUUAAAUGAGUCAUUAGAGGACCAUAGUGACACCUUGAAAAACUCUGUGGUGGAGGAGCCCAUCGUCAAUAAGAUAGAAACAGAUUUAGGAUACCCAGGAGGCAAAGCAAGAAUAAUUCACAAAGAGUCUGACAUCAUUACUGCUUUUGCAGUCAAUAAGGCGAAUCGGAACUGCAUUGCAAUAGCAUCGAGUCAUGACAUUCAGGAAUUAGAUGUUUCUGCAAUACUGGCUACACAGAUCUACACCUGGGUUGACGAUGAUGUGGAAAUGGAAAAUAAAGGGGCUGAUGAUUUCUUGGUUAUCCACGCUCGUGAUGAUCUGGUAAACGUUCAGGGAACCACUCCGUAUACUCACAGUAAUCCUGGCACGCCCAUUAAUAUGCCUUGGCUUGGUAGUACACAAACUGGCAGGGGUGCAUCUGUGGAAUAUUCCAAUAAAUUUAAUGGAAUCAGAAAGGAAUUGGCAAGAAAAGAGAUGCUCAAGAAGGCUAUUAAUAAUGUCAGAAGAAUGGCUUCUCAUCCAACAUUACCAUAUUAUCUGACAGGUGCUCAAGAUGGCAGCGUAAGAAUGUUUGAAUGGGGUCAUGCACAGCAAAUCACGUGUUUUCGCUCUGGUGGCAACUCAAGGGUAACUCGGAUGAGGUUCAAUUAUCAAGGAAAUAAGUUUGGAGUUGUUGAUGCUGAUGGAUAUAUAAGUUUGUAUCAAACAAAUUGGAAAUGUUGCCCUCUUACAGGGACCUCACCAAAACCGUAUUUGACCUGGCAGUGCCAUAACAAAACAGCCAAUGACUUUGUUUUCAUCAGUUCAUCAUCUUUGAUAGCCACAGCUGGCUUGUCUUCUGACAACAGAAAUAUUUGUCUUUGGGAUACGUUGGUCUCCCCCACCAAUAGUCUGGUGCAUGCUUUUGUCUGUCAUGAUAGUGGAGCAACUGUUCUAGCAUAUGCUCCAAAACAUCAGCUGCUAAUCUCUGGAGGGAGAAAAGGCUUUACGUGUAUAAUUGACCUUCGCCAAAAGCAGCAGCAACAGUUACUCCAAAGCCAUGACUCUCAAGUCAAAGCAAUUGCUGUCGAUCCUACAGAAGAGUAUUUUGUCACGGGAUCUGCUGAAGGCAACAUAAAGGUAUGGAGUCUGUCUACGUUUAAUCUUCUGCACACUUUCAUCAAUGAGCAUUCUCGGCAGUCUCUCUUCAGAAAUAUUGGGACAGGAGUCAUGCAAAUUGAAACAGGACCAGCAAAUCACAUACUCUCCUGUGGUGCUGAUGGAACAGUAAAGAUGAGGAUCUUGCCUGAUAGAUUCAGCCCAUUUAACGAAGUAUUAAAAAGUGAUGUCAAAUUCAUGAUGUAAUAUUUUUUCUCAAUGCAGUGUGUAAUAUUUUUUCUCAAUUUAACUUCUGCCAUCCCUGAAAAUAUUUUUCCUGAAACUAGUCAACAAAGCAGAUGUACAAUGACAGCUUGUGCCACAAAGAUACCUUUUUUUUUAUUUUAUAUAUUUAUUACUUAGAUCUUUCAGUCACUUCAGAUUCUGAUUGUUGCCUAAAAUACAUACAGGACUCUGAAUUAUCUGUUUAUAAUACACUUAAGAUGUUUCUGAGGUGGUUUACUCUUCCUUUUAGGUAGUUAUGUUCCUGCCUGGAGUGUACCAUCUGCACAUAGCCUGUGUUCAACACCUGGCCUUUUUCUGAAAGUAGGUCCAGAUAGGAACCGUAGAUAAUGUUAUUCUCUCACUGUGGCAACCUUAGCUGUAUCUCUACUUGUGCAGUUGGCCAACAAUAAAAACUUAUACCUUUGUGUGAGAAAGAAGCAGUCUAUUUUACUAGAUACCCCUACUGUAUCAGAAACUGGCCAUGCAGACAUUAAUGUGAGCCACUGUCUGUCUCCGUUCCUGGAAUCCAGGCUGUUUACCUCUUUAAUUCACUUGGUCUCUUUCCUAUGAUCUAGGGUAUGAGAAACUGAAGAAUGUUCUGUGACUUGUCUUCUGUUCCAUAGCUUGACUCACUGCCAUCAGGAUGGCAGACUUAGCUUUUAAAAGAGAAAUAUAUUUUUAACCCUAAACACUCCCUUUACAAAAAUAUGUACAUAUUAAUGGAUUAUCUUCCUAUUAAAAUUGUCAAGAUUAUUUGUGAGCCUUUAGUUUGAUGAAAAAGUACAGGAAGAUACAACUUUAGAAUACUGCUUUAGAAUCUCCUCAAAGAGUAUUUAUUUGCAUGUCUGUAGAGGAAAAGAAAUACUAAUUUAUUUUUUACAUUUUUUUCCAGUAAGACUUUAUUUAGCCCAAAGAUACUCAGCUCAUUCUUAGCACUUAACAUUUUUGUUUGUCUGCUUUUCCUAAGUACUUUACAGAAGUAAAAAAGGGGAAUAAAAAAAUCAGCAGAGUACUUUAAUAUGUUCACUCUUUGUACUGUAUGUUUAAAAUGAAAGGAAAAUAUAUUGAAAAGGAUACUUUUUUUUUUUUAAUUUUUAUUUUAUUUUAUUGCCAAAAUAUUAAACUGCAUAACUUAAGUGUUUGACCAAAAUAUCAAAUCUGUAUUUUGGUUUAUUUUUCCUGGUCUGUUUCAGAACUUGAGAGUUCGACGGAGGUUUAAUUUGUAAACUAGAUAUAAGGCUGGGUUACUUGAAUGCUAGUGGUGUACUUUGUACUAAAAGAUAUUUUGUGAAAUAGAGCACCAGGACAACAAAUGUAAAAUAAACUUGUCAGAUUAGGAACUAUGGGGAUAAAUAAAGCAUAGUAGAAGUGAAGGGCUUGUAAAAUGAACUUUGUAACGUUCUCAGGAUGCUUUUAUCUUAAAAAUAUAAGAUCAUUUAAAAAGAUUUUGUAAAUUGCAUUAAGGUCAUUUAAAAUGUAUGUUUCACAAGUUGCAGUGGAAACACUAGGAAGGUUUUUAUGCACAUAACCUGAAUUUUCGAAUUGUGCAAUAAAAAAAGAAUGUGAAUACUCCACCACGAAAAAACACGACAGCGUUUCAAACUGGUACAGCUGUUUGGUGGUUCACUUGUGAUUGUUCUUCCACUACUCUUAGUUGUAGAUUAAGAUCAAAAUUGGUAUUAGAACAGUUUAAGUACAAUGAUGGACCAGAAAAGCGACUGAUGAGAAGCGACUUCGCCUUACAGAACAGACUUGCCAACGUGUGUCCUGUCUGCUCAGUGAUUCUAAUAACUUCUGCUCCUAUUAAACAAGGAAGACAACGGGAGUUAUCCUCAGCACACUCCUUCAGAGAAGCAGCUGAAACCAACCUGGGCUUACAGCUGCUUGUAUACAUGCAUUAGUUUUAUGCAACCUCUGAACUAAGUUAUAUUCAGAGAAUGUGCAAAACAGUGACAGCAUUGUAUAAUGAUGUCCUUGAUGUUUUGUUCUGAAAUAUAUCUGUGUCUAUUUCAUUAGGUUUAAUAUUUCAAUCUCAGUUUAUUGUACUGGUAAUCACAAAAAACUGUCCUUCCAUCUGCAAACUGAGCAGACUUUAUGUAGAACAUGCCAAGGCAUACAAUGCUCUCAUUUUUCUGAGUCGAGCUGCACUGUGAUUAUCCUGGCAAACUUGUGCUCAGACCAGAAGAGUCUGCUCACAAGGACUGUGAGCAGGCAUUUUCAGUAAUGUUUAUAGUUACCAUAAGCUACUCUUAAAGUAAUGUAAAGUCAUAAUGUAUUUGCCCAUACCUUCAUAAUAGUUCCAAUAAAUCCUGCAGAAACUCAACUUUCUAGAAUCCCAUGUUGCUGCUACUUCCUUUACAAAUCAGUUGAAUGCGUGUAUAAUGCUAAUUGAUGUUUAACAAUUAUAAGUCAUUCUAUUAGUAGCUUUCUUGUAAUAAUGGAAUCAAAAUCAAUUAUCUUCUGUUGUAACAAAAACUUUUCAAAGGGACACUCUCAACUUUAGUCAUUGGGAAAAAAAAAAAAAAAAAAAAGGAGCUUCCAGCUGAUGCCUUAACAGCUUCCAUUGAUUUCAGUCUUUUCAGCAAUUAAUGCUUUCUCCCUGUUGCUAUGCAAGUUACUCAGAAGGUCAAUAGUGGCUGCCUAGGGUUCUGUAAGAGGUGGCUGUAUGCAGAAAUUGAACUUGAAAAUGAAAUUUGCACUCUCCAGUACUUAAUCUCCAAUAACUCCAUGUCCAGACAAAACGACUUGGUUGACAAUGUCCCUUUUAAAUAUCAUAGCCUCGUAAUUGUGACUAGUGUUGGUCCACGUAGCAAUACAUUCUGCAGCCGGGUUUUCAUUCUCAUCUUGUUGAUUCAGUUACCUCAAACAAAUUUGUGAUACAAGUUCUUCACUGUUACUGCAGUAACUUCUGAGAGUUAAACUCUGGCCAUCUGGGUACUUAAACUGGCUUGCUGUGUGCUGUGAAAAGCAGAUAAUUCUCAGCUGAUGUUGCAGGGAUGUUCAUGGGGAAGGAUGAAGCGAGUGGAAUAGACUUAGGUUUUGUACCACGCUGCUAUGGCACAAGCUGAGUUUAGGUGUUCUGAUGCAUUUUAGAAACCUCGCUGCCACUUGCAGGAAAUAAACUUCUGGGGAUAUUCUAUGUGAGGUACCAUUCCCUUCCUCCUAAGAGCACCCGUUGUUAGAUUAGUUGCAAUAGUUACGAAAAACCGUGAUUACAAGAAAAUAAGCUUGGAUACUGGAUAUGUUCUCCAAGAUAAUUUUUUCAAAUGUUUAUUUUUACUAAAAGUAGCAAAACAGCCUCUGAUGGCAGGUUCAGCACACUGAUCAAAUACUUUAUAUAAAUAAAGAUACUGAUUUAACAA
Molecule: messenger RNA, 12771 nt
Organism: Tympanuchus pallidicinctus (lesser prairie-chicken)
Lineage: Eukaryota; Metazoa; Chordata; Aves; Galliformes; Phasianidae
Gene: DMXL1
Product: Dmx like 1
Exons: 46
Coding region: 98-9391 (3097 amino acids)
Biological process (GO): vacuolar acidification
Cellular component (GO): RAVE complex
Molecular function (GO): protein binding
Source: RefSeq, a predicted model, not a curated record